Daktulosphaira vitifoliae (grape phylloxera) is the source of this 6240-nucleotide messenger RNA. RefSeq names its product plasma membrane calcium-transporting ATPase 1 (gene PMCA). Gene Ontology annotation, cellular component: membrane; intracellular membrane-bounded organelle. The transcript has 17 exons. Gene Ontology annotation, molecular function: ATP binding; ATP hydrolysis activity; P-type calcium transporter activity. NCBI's taxonomy places the organism in Eukaryota, Metazoa, Arthropoda, Insecta, Hemiptera, Phylloxeridae. The record is from RefSeq and is a predicted model, not a curated record. The coding region runs from base 910 to 4530 and encodes 1206 amino acids. Gene Ontology annotation, biological process: calcium ion transmembrane transport; regulation of cytosolic calcium ion concentration.
AAUAGCUGAGUGAGCGAGCGAGCGGCGUCUCCUCCAGACUUGGGUACUCUUGUGACCGCGUGCGUGUGGCUUUGCUGUUAUUGCUACUGAUCGUUCGCGAGUGAGUGUCCCGUUUUAGCGACCAUGGCGAGUACGGUUUGAGUAAUUUCCGUUGGUUUUUUUAUUUUGGUAUUAACAGGAAAAUAUUUUUAAUCAAUCAUCGAUUCAUAAAAAGUUGACACGAUAUUUUUAAAAUGUGAUUACUCUUCACAUGAAUCAACGUUGCAGUCUUAGCUGUAAUUUUAACUGUUGUUUAUUUCGUUAAGAGUACAAGAACAAUUAAAUAAAAUUGACCGGUCGCGUGCAAAUCCUUCUAUAUGGAUCUACGACGGUGAACCCAGAAGGAACCACCCGCCUUUGCAAACGACCACCCAUUAUCGAUUGGCCACACCACGCCGGUGACCUAACUGCCUACCUAGCGCACGCCUAGUACUUGCUAGUAUUUUUUCAAGCCAUCCAUCUAAAAAAAGAUUUCGCUAUUUGGUGCAAAGAAAAGAUAUCGUAUUGUCAAGAGUAGCAUUGAAGUAGCAGAAUAAGCCGCUGCCGCCACUGGCGGUAAGUUCGCCAACGUCGUUUGUUCGUCGUUACAACGACAAAAACGACCACGACGACGGCCGCCGACACAAUCAUCAUCAAAACGUCGGCCGCCGCCAAGACGACCGCCGUCACCAUCAUUGCAUCCAGACGAAGGAGAUUGUUGAUCCGGUUCAAAUGAUUUUCUGACUACAAUCGUGACGGAGAGAAGAACAUUACAGACGACGGAGAUACACCGGUCGUGGGAUUGUUGUCUUUGAUUGACAACGACUAGUCACUAGUCAUUUACUGGGCUAAAAAGCCUAAAUCUUAUAGAAAUCACCAAAAAGCUAUAAAAUGGCUACAAUAGAUGGACGACCCGCCCAGUAUGGGGUGACGUUAAAGAAUCUAAGAGAGCUCAUGGAGCAUAGGGGGCGUGAAGGUAUUACCAAGCUCAACGAACUUGGUGGAGUACAAGACUUAUGUAAAAAGCUGUAUACGUCACCAAGUGAAGGAUUAAGUGGUUCUAGUGCAGAUCUAGAGCAUAGGAAAGAAACAUUUGGCUCAAAUACUAUACCACCCAAACCGCCUAAAACGUUCAUGCAACUUAUUUGGGAAGCCUUACAAGACGUAACUCUUAUUAUUUUGGAGAUAGCUGCAUUGGUUUCUCUGAUCCUAUCGUUAUAUAAACCAAACGACGGAGGAACUCCUUCAUUUGAAGAUGAAGAAACAAAACAUGGAUGGAUUGAAGGAUUGGCAAUUUUGAUAUCUGUUAUUGUAGUAGUAAUAGUUACAGCAUUUAAUGACUAUACCAAAGAAAGGCAAUUUAGAGGUCUUCAAAACCGUAUUGAAGGUGAACAUAAGUUCAAUGUAAUCAGGCAGGGUGAACUACGACAGAUAUCUGUUGGUGACAUUGUUGUGGGUGAUAUAUGUCAGAUCAAGUAUGGUGAUUUACUUCCAGCUGAUGGUGUACUCAUUCAGAGUAAUGAUUUAAAAAUUGAUGAAUCAUCAUUAACCGGAGAAUCAGAUCAUGUGAAAAAAGGAGAAUUGUUUGAUCCAAUGGUAUUGUCUGGUACACAUGUUAUGGAGGGAAGUGGCAAAAUGUUAGUCACAGCUGUAGGUAUUAACUCCCAAGCAGGUAUUAUAUUUACUCUUUUGGGUGCAGCUGUAGAUCAGCAAGAAGAAGAAAUGAAGAAACAACGAAAGGAAGCCAAAAAGCAAAAGAAAAGUCUAACAGGUGAAACUGCCCCAGCACUUAAUAGCAAUUCAGCUGACAUCAGUAUGAAACGCAUGGAUAAACCAUCUGAUGAUGAUAGGGUAGGAGGCCAAGAGCACAAUGCUGAUUCUGAAGAACAUACUAAGAAAGACAAGUCUGUGCUCCAAGCAAAACUCACCAAACUAGCUAUACACAUUGGUUAUGCUGGUUCUACAAUAGCUGUAUUAACUGUUCUUAUAUUAGUAAUACACUUUUGUGUUAAAACUUUUAUUUGGGAAGGACAAUCUUGGAAAAGCCAUUAUGCAAGUAAUUUUGUACGCCAUUUUAUCAUUGGUGUUACUGUAUUAGUUGUAGCUGUCCCUGAAGGUUUACCACUUGCUGUCACUUUAUCCCUGGCUUAUUCAGUUAAAAAAAUGAUGAAAGAUAACAACUUGGUUAGGCAUUUAGAUGCAUGUGAAACUAUGGGUAAUGCUACUGCAAUUUGUUCAGAUAAAACAGGUACAUUAACAACUAACCGGAUGACAGUUGUUCAGUCUUAUAUUUGUGAAGUUUUGAGUAAAACUGUACCACAAUUUGCGUCUAUACCAUCUAAUGUAGGUAACAUACUUGUACAAGCUGUGUCUAUCAACUCUGCAUAUACAUCUAAAAUUAUGCCUCCUGAUGAUCCAACUAGCGAUUUACCUAAGCAAGUUGGUAACAAAACUGAGUGUGCAUUAUUAGGUUUUAUAUUGGCUCUUGGUAAAAAUUAUCAAACUUGGAGGGAUGAUAUUCCUGAAGAGAUGCUAACUCGAGUUUACACAUUCAACUCGGUGCGUAAAUCUAUGAGCACUGUUAUUCCUAGAGAAGGUGGAGGCUACCGUUUAUUCACAAAAGGUGCAUCUGAAAUUGUAUUGAAAAAGUGUACAUAUAUUUAUGGCAGAGAUGGUAAAUUAGAAAAAUUUACUAAAGACAUGCAAGAAAGGUUAGUGAGAAAUGUCAUAGAACCAAUGGCUUCAGAUGGUUUACGUACCAUUUCAGUUGCAUUUAAAGAUUUUGUACCAGGAAAAACAGACUCACCCAAUCAAGUUUUAAUGGACGGUGAACCAAAUUGGGAUGCUGAAGAUUCUAUAGUAUCUGACCUAACAUGUUUAUGUGUUGUUGGAAUUGAAGACCCUGUUAGACCAGAAGUGCCUGAAGCUAUAAGGAAAUGCCAACGUGCUGGUAUCACAGUGCGUAUGGUCACUGGUGAUAAUGUGAACACUGCCCGAUCAAUUGCCACUAAAUGUGGUAUAUUUAAGCCAGGUGAAGAUUGGUUAGUUCUGGAAGGUAAGGAGUUUAACCAGAGAAUUCGAGAUGCUAAUGGAGAGGUCCAACAACAUUUGUUAGAUAAAGUCUGGCCUAAAUUGCGAGUAUUAGCUAGGUCAUCCCCAACAGACAAAUAUACUCUAGUCAAAGGUAUUAUAGAUAGCAAGGCAACAGAUUCACGUGAGGUGGUAGCUGUAACUGGUGAUGGUACAAAUGAUGGUCCUGCAUUGAAGAAAGCUGAUGUCGGUUUUGCUAUGGGGAUUGCUGGUACAGAUGUAGCCAAAGAAGCUUCAGACAUUAUUUUAACUGAUGAUAAUUUCAGCAGUAUUGUUAAAGCUGUCAUGUGGGGUCGAAAUGUUUAUGAUAGCAUUGCAAAAUUCUUGCAAUUUCAACUGACUGUUAACUUAGUAGCUGUCAUUGUAGCAUUUAUUGGCGCUUGUACUAUUCAAGACAGUCCAUUAAGAGCUGUUCAAAUGUUAUGGGUAAAUUUGAUUAUGGAUACGUUGGCUUCAUUGGCUUUGGCUACUGAACUACCCACCGCCGAUUUAUUACUCCGAAAACCUUAUGGCCGUACAAAGCCGCUGAUAUCUCGCACCAUGAUGAAAAAUAUAAUAGGGCAGACAGUUUACCAACUAACUGUCAUUUUCUCUUUGUUAUUUUUCGGCGACAAGUUGUUGGAUAUACCCACUGGGCUUGGUGCUAAGGAUGUUGCAAAUCCUACCCAACACUUCACUAUAAUCUUCAAUACUUUUGUAAUGAUGACAUUAUUCAAUGAGAUCAACGCUCGUAAGAUUCACGGCCAAAGAAACGUAUUUGAAGGAUUUUUCUCAAAUUCUAUUUUCUAUGGUAUUUGGUUUGGCACAUUGCUUUCACAAAUCAUCAUUGUUCAGUUUGGCAAAGCUGGAUUUAGCACUGCUAGUUUAACACUCGAACAUUGGAUGUGGUGUUUGCUUUUCGGUUGUGGUACUCUAGUAUGGGGUCAAAUCGUCACAUGUGUGCCCACACGCAAGAUCCCGAAGCUUCUUUCAUGGGGACGUGGUCAUCCGGAAGAGUACACUAACGCUAUUAAUUUAGGUGAAGAGCACAAAUAUGAUCCCGAUUCCGGGCAAAAGCCGCGCGCCGGCCAGAUCCUGUGGAUCCGUGGACUGACCAGGCUUCAGACUCAGGUGAUAGGCGGUGAAUUGCAAGAACGUUUGAUUCCGGUCCCAUACAGCAAGAGCUCCACUGAUCAAGCUAUACGAGUGGUUAAUGCUUUCCGCCAGGGUCUAGAUGCUCGGUACGGCGAAUCGCUGGCCGAGGUGCUGCGAAAACAACCGUGUUUCAGCAAGCGACUUUCUGCGGUGGCGGCGGCAUCGUCUUCCGGCGGCGGCACCAACAACGGAUCCAUUGAAUAUGCAGACAGCGACAACGUGAUGGGCGUACCUCACAUAGAUGUAGAACGCCUGUCGUCGCACAGCCAUACAGAGACGGCCGUGUAAAUUACACACUCACACACUCAUAUUAAUAAUAAGUAAUAUAGUAAAUAUACAUAACAGUAAUCUCCUAUCUUUGAAAAAUUAAACAAAAAAAAAUAAUUUUAACAAACUUUUUGCUUUACUUAGACAGUAGAAAAGAUUAUUUUUAUUAUUAUUAUAUUUUAUUGUACAAAAUUAUAAUUAACUACCCCGCCUCAUUAAACAUUUUUUAGCGUUCAUCAACUCCACCGACGACAGCACAGCGCAAAUAACAUUUGCAUUCGCUCGUAUUAAAUGUUCGAUUCGUGCCUUAAAUUAUUUAAAUGUUUUUUAAACGAAUGUAAAAAAACAACAUUGUGCCGAUGGAGUAGGGGGGUAGUAAAUCGUUGGCUAAUUGUAGUAUUUUAUUACGAAUGGUAAUACAAAUUAGUGAGUAUCCUACCAAAUGCCGAUGUUUUGUAUUGAGUUAUAAUUUCGUUUAAGUCAGUUUUAAAAUGAGAAUUCGUCAAAAUUAUUAGAAAGCAAGUGCUGGUUUUAUUAAUAUUUUAUUUUUCUCUACUAUACACACAAACCUGUGUGUUAAUGUUAUUAUUGUUCAUAUUGUAACGUAAUAACUAACGACAAAAAUGUCGAUUGCGUACGCUGCCGCCGAGUUGCAUUUAUUUAUUAAUAUUUUAAAUAUUCUAAUUAUUAUUAUGUAUUAAAUACUUAACACACCGGACGUCCAAGUCGCUUCGGUCAAACAAUUAUUUUUAUUCAAUUUUGUAAUGAAAACAACAAAUACAAUCUUAAUUCUAGAAUUCUAUGAUAGUAAUAAUAAUUAUGCAACGCGAAAAUAAGAUUUUUUAUGUGUUCCCUUAAAUUUAAUGAUAAUAUUAAUUAAUUUUAAUGAUUAAUCUUAAUUAAAACGCGUUAACGUUGAUGAAUAUAAUAAUUAUAACCUUAUUUAUACAAUUAAAUUAUAGUAAUAAUAAGUUAGACACUUGUUUCGAACAAAUAUAAUUGCAACAAAAACAAUUAGCAUUUUAGAAUUUUUAUUUAUUUUUUUUUUUAUACUUAACGUAAUAUUUUAUUUUUUGUGUAUAUAUAAAAUGAAUAAAUAAAAAUAAUGAUUAUAAAUAGGGAGAAAUAUUUCAACGUUUAUUAAAUAAUAAUAUAUUUUAUGUAUAAUUACCUAUGUUUUUCAUUGGUUAUAAACGUCGUGUAUGUGUAUUGUGUACAUAUUAAUUUUGAUGUAUGUAUUGUUAUUACACCUUUGUAGAUUAUUUUAUUUAGUUUAACGCUAGACAAACACAUAUAAACAAAUAAAAGCUUUUCAAUUAAUUCUUCCGAAAAUGCUAUUACACUCGUGGAUUUAAAGUGUAUUAUUACUUAUUAUAUUUUAAUGUUAUAUGUACACACACGCCUACACCCAUUGUAUAAAUUAUGUUUUUUUUAUCUUAGAUAACUUAUAAAAAUAAAUUGAUUUUAACUACUACUGAAUGAUUGUAUAGCAUAAAAUAAUAUAUAGAUAUGUCUGUUAUAUUAUACAUUAGGUAUGAUUUUUUUUUUUGUUAAAAUAAAAAUAAAACAAUGUUAAAUACCUAUUAUAAACUUACUACUUAAACGAAGUAAAUAUGGUUGGUUAAGAUGUAUAAAGGUCAUAUGUUUUAACUUUAUCCGCUAUUUUCUACUUAUUAAAGUAAUAUCGCGGUAGAUUGCUUUUGUUCAUUAAAUGUGUAAGUUCAUUAUGAA